Chanos chanos (milkfish) is the source of this 543-nucleotide messenger RNA. RefSeq names its product bryoporin-like. The transcript has 2 exons. Gene Ontology annotation, molecular function: channel activity. The record is from RefSeq and is a predicted model, not a curated record. Gene Ontology annotation, cellular component: pore complex. Bases 1 to 543 code for a protein of 180 amino acids. Lineage: Eukaryota; Metazoa; Chordata; Actinopteri; Gonorynchiformes; Chanidae. Gene Ontology annotation, biological process: pore complex assembly; cytolysis in another organism; monoatomic cation transport.
AUGGACACAUUGGGAGCUGCGUCUACUGUUGUGAAUGCUGGCCAGGCUGUCUGCGAGCUCUCCUGUUGCACUUGCACCAUAAAGAUUAAGAAUGACAGCAGUGUCUACUCACUUGUCAACCCCAAAAUCUGGAUGAUCAGCGGCCACAACACUCAACCUCCCCCACCCACUGUGGACAUCAACACAACGGUGGUAUGUGCCUUCUCCAAGAAUACAGGUGUGGCCAGUGGGGCUGUGGGUGUGUUGACUUACGACCUGGUACAGGACAAACACUGCACUGAUAAGAUGAUGGCUAUCAUGUUCUCUGUGCCUUUUGACUACAACAUCUUUAAGAAUUGGCUGGCAGUGGGCAUUUUUGACAAUAGGCUACCAUGUGACAAGGAACUGUAUAAACUCAUGUACGAUAAGGAUGAAACCACAUUCAAACGUGUCAAGGCUGCAGGAAGUAGUAUAUUGUACACACAGAACUCAGUGGAAAUCAGGGCCACCAUGAGCAGUGCAAGGGCAGCUAUUGUUAUGGUGGAGAUUUAUGACAUGAGCUAA